AACUUUGCAUAUAUACAAAUAUAAUGGUAGAGUUCCUUUUUUAGCAUCAUUAUUAUUCAUUUCACAUAUUCAAUUGCUUUUUAACGGUUAAUGGAAAUGGCUUCCUCCUCCUCCUCCUCCUUCAUCCUAAGCUCAGAUUUCAAGUGCAUAGUUUCUUCGAGGAACACUAGAACCCUCUCUGGGUUUGGUGCAUUGCACCCAAAUGGUUUAUUCAGGAAAUGCUUCCACUUUCACACUCUAUCUGCUAGAAUGGUGGCAAGGACUACAAAGAUGGUUUCUGAUGUUUAUGCUGGCGGAGACACAACUUUCAGAGUCAAUAGCAAGAUGUACACCAAGUUGGACUCUUGUUUGGUCAUACCACCUACCCCAAAUCGUGCCAAGCCUCGAGCAAUAAUCAAGUUCCUGGGUGGUGCCUUCAUUGGUGCUGUUCCUGAAGUUACUUACGGCUACCUGAUAGAAUUUUUGGCAAGGGAAGGUUUUCUUGUGGUGGUGGUGCCUUAUAAUGUGACAUUUGACCAUUCUCAAGCUGCUAAACAAGUAUAUGAGAGGUUCCAUGCUUGUUUGGGUACAAUCCUUACAUCUGGGUUGCCUCAAGCAAAUUUGUCACCUGCUCAGCUAGAAGACCUUCCCCUUUUCUCUGUUGGUCACAGUAAUGGGGCACUUCUUCAACUACUCACAGGAAGCUUGUUUUCUGAGAAAAUACCUAAGGCUAAUGCCAUAAUCUCAUACAACAACAGGCCAGCAACGGAAGCAGUCCCUUACUUUGAACAGUUGGGUCCUGUAGUCAGCCAAAUGAUGCCAGCUGUGGAGGCAACUCCUUUUUAUUCAAUAGCUAGAAAUGCAUCAGGAGACGUGUGGAAGAUGAUGUUGGAUGCUGCUAGAUCAACUCUACAGGAAACUGAGCAGGAAAUACUGAAUUCCUUAACUAAAUUUGUUGAUCAGUUGCCAUCAGUAAUGAACGAGGUUACACAAGGAGUAUCAGAGUUCAAGCCAACACCAACUGAAAACCGUGAUUGCUUUAAAUGUUCAUACAAUGUUGAACACACACUAUUGGUGAAGUUCAAUUUUGACACAAUUGAUGAGACAGAUAUUCUUGAACAAACACUGAAGCCUCGUGUGGAGUCACUGGGUGGUACAUUAGAAAAAGUAACAUUAAGUGGUAACCACAUCACACCAUGCAUUCAGGAACCAAGAUGGCAAGUGGGUAAAUUGUACACUCCCGCAGAUGCUGUUGCCCAAGGGCUUAAAUCUCUUUCUUUGAAUGAGACCAAGAUCCUUGCCAGAACCAUUAGCGACUGGUUCAGACGUUUUGAGAGUUGAAGUACCAGGGAAGACUAGCAUUGCAUACAUAAUGCAGUAUAAUUUUGACUAUAAGCAGGAUAGUGAUUGUAUUGGAACUUUGCAAUUAAAGGUAUUAAUUGAAGACCUAUGUGGUGUAUAUAAUUUAUAGGUUAAAAUAAAGAUCAAAAGAUGUGGUAACUUAUAUAUCAUUUGUUAGAUUGAUGCA
Messenger RNA from Cajanus cajan (pigeon pea), 1507 nucleotides. Its product is annotated as initiation factor 4F subunit (DUF1350). The record is from RefSeq and is a predicted model, not a curated record. NCBI's taxonomy places the organism in Eukaryota, Viridiplantae, Streptophyta, Magnoliopsida, Fabales, Fabaceae.